AAUUUACAUUUAUUCGGAUUACUACAAUAUAUUUUCGGCCUCCUAUUCAAAAUUUUUGUGAUAAAAAUAAUUCAGCAAGUAUGUCGAAAAUGCAUCUCAAGAGAGGAAAACCAACCCAUAGAAGUGUCCUCGUAUGGACAUCAUCGACAGGAUUACCCAAAUGGAAACAGUCACCGAUUGAUUUGAGUAGAUCAGCCACGUGGCCCAAAAAGUUUCCACCUUUGUAUCUGUCAAACUACUGGUCAGGCGAAGGUAAAGCGACGAUGACGAAUACAGGCAGAACAGUUCAAAUAGAAUUGUCGGAUAGGCAACUACCUUGGAUGCGAGGUGGUCCUCUCGGCAAAGACGAAUAUCAAUUUAUGAACGUGCAAUUCCGCUGGGGUCCUGAUAACUCGUUAGGAGCGGAACACUCCAUAGACGGCAUCUGGUUAAACGUCAUUCUAAUAAUGGAUCAAUUCAGGAGUCUUUACGACGGUAGAUGGAAAAAUAUAUUAGGUAACUGUAGACCGCAGCAACGGCUUCAAAGAAGAAGAAUUUUAUUCGCUACAGACGAUGCAGUAGCAUGA
Molecule: messenger RNA, 566 nt
Organism: Ceratina calcarata
Lineage: Eukaryota; Metazoa; Arthropoda; Insecta; Hymenoptera; Apidae
Product: carbonic anhydrase 7-like
Exons: 4
Coding region: 81-566 (161 amino acids)
Source: RefSeq, a predicted model, not a curated record